AUGGACGAAUCUCCGACCCUUGAAACGAAGUCCAAAAAGCGGAAGCAGCGGGCCACUCUAUCUUGCUUCGACUGCCGGCGCCGCAAGCUCAAAUGUGACCGUGAAUUACCUUGUCGCCGAUGCAUCAAGGGCGAUGUUGCGAGCUCCUGCCAUUAUGAACAAGAAAAAGCUCCUACUCGGGCGAAGCGAGCAGGCACCGACCAAACUUAUGUCCACGAUGGUUUGCCGCUGCCUCCCUUACUCACGGGUUCCUCCAGGCCUCAGACAGUCGCAUCACCUCAGAGUGAUGGAAGUACUCCUAUAUUGCCGACGUCGAACCAAUUUCUUUGCGACAAGAUCGCGUCAUUGGAGGAACGUCUUGCUUCGUUUACAUCACACAGUCAAAGAAUACGAUCUGUUUCUGGACAGCGAUUGUCAGAUCCUCAAGAAAGGCAUGAUGAAGACCCCAACACUCCUCUAGCUCCUCUCUUCAAGGGCCAUGACUACCGUACAUUCAUGUUCGGUACUUCCUGCCCCAUGACCAUCGUAGCACACUUCCCCGAGCUUCGCCCCUUCAUGAAAGAAAUCUACCCAAACUCAUCCCUUGCAAGAGCACAGGCCGAAUUGAAGUCAAUCGAUGAGCGAGCUCGUAGCAGUCACAGCUCGCACAAAGUCCUAAAUGUCACCAGUCUUCGCAAGCUUCUGCCCGAUCAGCAGACUGUGACCAAGAUGAUCGAUCUGUAUAUGAACACGUUCGAGACUACCUAUCGAAUUCUGCAUAUCCCGUCAUUUUGGCAGGAGUAUCAAAUAUUUUGGGGCCCCUCGGAGCAAUGUAACUCUGACUUGGAGGCAGUUGUUCUCGCCAUCGUCGCUUGCGUGUCAGUGACCAGGGCCGACGAGGUCACCAAACACCAACCAAAUGGAUCGACUUUCCGCAACAGAGCAGUCGUCUGGAUCAAGGCCCUUGAGACGUGGUUGAAGCGGCAAAGUAACAAGCAUCGCACGCUGGCGUCGCUUCAAGUUCGAUGUCUGAGAUUACUUGCGUUGCAAGUGAAUUGUCUGAAGACGAAAGAAAUCUACCAAGAGGUCCAAGCACAUAUGGCUUAUAUGAGAGCUAUUGGGUUACAUAGGGACCCAGUCAUUCUCGGUAAGAGGUGCUCUGUCUUUGAAGGGGAGAUGCGUCGAAGGUUGUGGGCUACGUCACUGGAAAUGGAAUUGCAAGCCUCGAUUGAUAGAGGCACACCGUCUGUCUUGUCUGCAUUCGAAUUCGACACUGCUGCGCCACGAAAUAUAAACGAUAACGAGCUCCAUCCGGCCAUGGCCGAGCUUCCUCCGUCCAAACCUGUUUCCGUAUUCACGGAUAGCUCCUUCUGCAAUCGCCUAAUGCAAAUCGCAUCGCUCAGAAUAGAACUGAUCAAGAUCACCAAUAGCAUACAUUCCGGACCUAGUUUCGAAGAGACGUUACGAUACGAGAAGCGGGUCCAACAAGCGCUCGAUUCUCUGCCACGCUGGAGCGACCCUAGAGCGCUUCAGGCAUGGACUCAACUUGACCUUCUACUUCGACAGUUUCUGGUUAUUCUCUUCACGGCGAAUGCGCUUCGACCGGACUCGACGGGUGAUUUGGAAGUUCGGUUUUCGAAGCUGGGUUGUCUUGACUCGGCCAUGGCUCUGAUUGACCGCCAUGUGGGCUUGAUAGAUUCGGGAAAUUUUGCGCUUUGUUGUAUCAGAUCAGACUAUUACCGGGCUGCUCUAAUUAUUUGCCAAAUCACGUUCCAUGCGUAUCGCUCUGCUGACAAUAUGGUAGCUAGAAGUGCCAGUGUGCUCUUUGAUGAUGCCAUGACAAAAGCACAGCGUCUCUUGGAAGAGAGAUGCAUUCGCCCAGGCCGUGGCUUAAAGCAAUACUGGUAUAUCAGUGCAGCAAGAAGUCUCGUUCGGAUCCAAGCUGCCCCCAAUCGCACAGCAGAGUUCAAGAGGCAAGGUACCGAAAAGCCAUCCAGGAUCAUUUACCGAACCUUAUCAAUGCAAGACGACAACCUCGACGACUGCUUCGUACAAGAGGUCGUACUGAACGAAUCAUGUUGUGGUACUGCAGAUACGGGUCACAGCCACGACAUCGAUGCUCUGUGUGGUGGUUUACCUGCAGACGAGAUUACGAAUUCGAACCUGCGCCUCGAUGAACUCGAUCCCAUAGACACAUCGAAUUGGAUGCUGGACGAUUAUUGGCUCUUCAACGACUUUGAGCCUCUCUAA
Molecule: messenger RNA, 2229 nt
Organism: Aaosphaeria arxii CBS 175.79
Lineage: Eukaryota; Fungi; Ascomycota; Dothideomycetes; Pleosporales
Exons: 5
Coding region: 1-2229 (742 amino acids)
Biological process (GO): DNA-templated transcription; regulation of transcription by RNA polymerase II
Cellular component (GO): nucleus
Molecular function (GO): RNA polymerase II cis-regulatory region sequence-specific DNA binding; DNA-binding transcription activator activity, RNA polymerase II-specific; zinc ion binding
Source: RefSeq, a predicted model, not a curated record